AUGAACGGCACUCGAACACUUCCCACACGACCCAGCGAUCAUGGACGAAAGUACUCGACACCAAUGGCACCACCGUUCAUGGUGUCUGCACCUGGAAAAGUCAUAGUCUUUGGCGAACAUGCUGUCGUACAUGGCAAGGCGGCUAUGGCAGCAGCCAUCUCCUUGCGCUCCUAUCUACACGUCACUACCUUGUCAAAAUCACAUCGGACGAUCAGAUUGUGUUUUCCAGAUAUAGGCCUGGAUCAUACCUGGAACAUCGAUGAAUUGCCAUGGGAUGUGUUCGGCAAGGUUUUGAAGAAGCCAAAGUACUACGACAUGGUUACCAGUUUGGACGAGAAACUGGUGGAAGCUAUGCGCCCAGCAAUCGAAGAGGUCGCGCCAGAAGAGCAAGGAGACAAGAGAAGAAUAUUACAAUCUGCGGCUUCAGCUUUCCUAUAUCUUUAUCUGUCAUUACAGCAAGCCACUACACCAGCAGCUAUAUGGGUACUGCGAUCGACCUUACCGACUAGUGCAGGUUUGGGUUCAAGCGCCAGCGUUUGUGUGUGCAUUGCUGCUGCACUGCUCAAGCAGAUACACGUUCUUUCCGGUCCGCACCCCGAUCAACCGGAUGAAGAGGUUGAAACUCAGCUUGAGAGGAUAAAUAGAUGGGCUUUUGUGGGCGAGCUCUGUAUACACGGCAAUCCUUCUGGGGUCGAUAACACCGUUUCAACUCGAGGGAAAGCCGUGCUUUUCAAGCGUACCGAUUACACAAGACCUCCCCAAGCAACGCCGAUAAACACAUUCCCUGAGCUUCCAUUGCUGUUAGUCAACACAAAACAACCACGAUCAACCUCGACCGAAGUUGCAAAAGUCGGUGCUUUGAAGAAGAAAUACCCAGAUGUGACGGAAAAGACACUAGACAGCAUUGACCAGGUUACAAUGUCAGCAUAUAAACUCAUAACCUCAGACUCUUUCGAUCCUAAGUCCGAACACAACAUUGAGCAUCUUGGUGAUCUCUUUCGAAUGAACCACGGUCUGCUCGUAAGUCUCGGCGUGUCGCAUCCGAAGCUCGAGCGUGUCAGGGAACUAGUCGACUACGCAGAUAUCGGCUGGACAAAGUUGACUGGUGCUGGUGGUGGUGGCUGCGCAAUCACUCUGCUGAAGGAUAACGUUGACAAGCAGCGCAUCGAGAAACUACAAGAGGACUUUGAGGACGCCGGGUACGAAGAAUACAAGACCACAUUGGGUGGUGAUGGUGUCGGUAUCCUCUACCCCGCCGUGCUCAAGAACGGCUCAGAAGAGAAAGGCGGUGAAGAGAUUAAUCUACAAAAAUUCUUGAAUGCUCAAGGUGCCGACGAUAUCGAGCGUCUAGCUGGAGUGGGCAUUCGGGAAAAGAGGCCUGAGUGGAAAUUUUGGAGGCUUUCUGACGCAAAUUAG
Messenger RNA from Lithohypha guttulata, 1416 nucleotides. It is a transcript of the gene ERG12, whose product is annotated as Mevalonate kinase. The transcript has a single exon. Gene Ontology annotation, molecular function: ATP binding; mevalonate kinase activity. The coding region runs from base 1 to 1416 and encodes 471 amino acids. Lineage: Eukaryota; Fungi; Ascomycota; Eurotiomycetes; Chaetothyriales; Trichomeriaceae. Gene Ontology annotation, biological process: ergosterol biosynthetic process; isopentenyl diphosphate biosynthetic process, mevalonate pathway; isoprenoid biosynthetic process. Gene Ontology annotation, cellular component: cytosol; cytoplasm. The record is from RefSeq and is a predicted model, not a curated record.